Molecule: messenger RNA, 5183 nt
Organism: Pimephales promelas (fathead minnow)
Lineage: Eukaryota; Metazoa; Chordata; Actinopteri; Cypriniformes; Leuciscidae
Source: RefSeq, a predicted model, not a curated record
GCAUGAAUUUGGAGAAAGGAAGUUUGUAGAUCUGCACCAAUGCAUCCACAUAAUGACCCUCUGUGGCUCUCUGUUGCAGAGUUAAAGGACUAGGAUCUGUGUUCCACGGAAUGACACUCAUCAGGACGCAGGAGAUAACCAAAGUUCUGGUGGAGCACCUGAAGAAAUUUGCCACCCAAUUUAGCCUUCCAGGUUGCAGACAGAACAUUGCCAGCGAUGCUGAUUGGCUUAAGGCCAACUUGGGCCCAUUCACCACACUGGCCAAUUACUCGGACCUUAAGGAGUUGAACGUCAGCGGGGUGGCAGCUCUGGAAACCCUGUCACCUGAUCAGAAAGCCGAGCUGCUGUUGGAUCCGUCCACCGGUGCUCUUGAAAAUGUGACCGUGGUGAAGGAGGUGUUGAGCAGCAUCCUAAAAUCCCCAGAUGAGAAUCAGCUUGAGAAAUUCUUUGAAAAAUUUGUGGAAGUCAGCAAGGAGGAAAACGUCACCUACAUCACAAACGUGGAAGUCCGAGACACAAUGCUGAACCUGACUUUGACUGCUCUGGCUCCCAAAUUCCCCCUCUUCCAAACGAGUGACUACGAGCUGUGGUUUCAAAUCAAUCUCGUGGUCCUGCUGGCCAGCUUCCGUCCUUCAGUUCUGGUGGUGAUCCCCACCAACCUCACCUGUGACUCUUACAGUGCAAUAUUGAAAGGCCUGGAGACGGCUUUGGCAGUUCUCCCAUCUGGACUUAAAGCGGAGCUCAAGUCCAGUGUAGACCAACUUGUACAGUCACAAGGAGAAGACUGUACGCCUCCUCGCCCCGUCGGUUUCUGCAAUGAAACAUUAGUAGAUGAAAACAGGCUGUGUCAAGAUGUUAACCGUGGUCAACUUGAGGCUCAGCGUCUGUCUGAAAAUUCCUCGGCUGGGCUGUGCGACUUCAACAUCUCUGAUUAUGCCUGCUCUUCGGUUGCAUCAUCUCUGUCCUCUGAUGACAUCUUCACGCUGCUGACUUGCAAGGUGCCAAGUGGCACGAGCACAGAGACGUGGAAGCUUUUCUUCCUGAAAGUGGCAGGAGUUCUGGAGGAUGCUCUGUCAAAGUUCUCCAACAUGACCCUACCCAACGGUCAGCCUCAGUCCCAUGUUCUCGAUGCCAUAGGAGAGGUGAAAGUCAACAACUUCAGCGCUGCACAGCUGACGGAUGCCGGCUUCGUUGCCGCCUGGUUCCAGGACAGGCUGAGGCCAUUUUUGUCAGCAGUCUCUAGGGACUUUCUGUCCUGCCUUAGCUCCAAGAACUUCAGUUGCGACACCUACCAAGUUGUGGUGCAGGCUCUCGGUCGUCAGGCAUCCCUCAUGGCGGAGGAGCAGAAACGGGCCGUCUUCACUCAAUUCAUCCAGCGCUUCUUGUCGAGAGACGACCUAAAAGAUCCUGCCUGUCUUUCCAAAACUACGAGCAGUGCUGACUGGCUUGAGAAGAACAUUGGCAAUUUCUCCAGCUACGCUGACCUGGAGGAUUUGAAGUCCCUGAAUGGAAAUUUCUCCAGUCUUGCAUCACUGGCACUGCUGACCCCUACCCAAGUAGCUCAACUCACACUGAGCUCUGGAGUACUGAACAACACCAACCAGAUCAGCGCUGUGUUCGACCGACUGGAGGAAGGCGACGCUUUCCAGAACGUGGAGGAGUUUCUGACGGCACUGAGCGCAGCUCCCGAGACUCCCGAUAUCACCCCUGCCGCGAGAGACGUGAUGAUGAACCGAACCUUCAUAAUCAUCAGAUCGAAGAUCCAGGAAUUUGAGGCCUCUGUCUGGGUUACGUGGUUCACUGUGAAGCUCAUCCCCAUCCUCCCCAGUUUCACCCCGGAAAUGCUGGUUACGGUCACAGCUAACAUCAGCUGCACCAACUACCAUGUGAUAGUUAAAGGACUAGGAUCUGUGUUCCACGAAAUGACACUCAUCAGGACGCAGGAGAUAACCAAAGUUCUGGUGGAGCACCUGAAGAAAUUUGCCACCCAAUUUAGCCUUCCAGGUUGCAGACAGAACAUUGCCAGCGAUGCUGAUUGGCUUAAGGCCAACUUGGGCCCAUUCACCACACUGGCCAAUUACUCGGACCUUAAGGAGUUGAACGUCAGCGGGGUGGCAGCUCUGGAAACCCUGUCACCUGAUCAGAAAGCCGAGCUGCUGUUGGAUCCGUCCACCGGUGCUCUUGAAAAUGUGACCGUGGUGAAGGAGGUGUUGAGCAGCAUCCUAAAAUCCCCAGAUGAGAAUCAGCUUGAGAAAUUCUUUGAAAAAUUUGUGGAAGUCAGCAAGGAGGAAAACGUCACCUACAUCACAAACGUGGAAGUCCGAGACACAAUGCUGAACCUGACUUUGACUGCUCUGGCUCCCAAAUUCCCCCUCUUCCAAACGAGUGACUACGAGCUGUGGUUUCAAAUCAAUCUCGUGGUCCUGCUGGCCAGCUUCCGUCCUUCAGUUCUGGUGGUGAUCCCCACCAACCUCACCUGUGACUCUUACAGUGCAAUAUUGAAAGGCCUGGAGACGGCUUUGGCAGUUCUCCCAUCUGGACUUAAAGCGGAGCUCAAGUCCAGUGUAGACCAACUUGUACAGUCACAAGGAGAAGACUGUACGCCUCCUCGCCCCGUCGGUUUCUGCAAUGAAACAUUAGUAGAUGAAAACAGGCUGUGUCAAGAUGUUAACCGUGGUCAACUUGAGGCUCAGCGUCUGUCUGAAAAUUCCUCGGCUGGGCUGUGCGACUUCAACAUCUCUGAUUAUGCCUGCUCUUCGGUUGCAUCAUCUCUGUCCUCUGAUGACAUCUUCACGCUGCUGACUUGCAAGGUGCCAAGUGGCACGAGCACAGAGACGUGGAAGCUUUUCUUCCUGAAAGUGGCAGGAGUUCUGGAGGAUGCUCUGUCAAAGUUCUCCAACAUGACCCUACCCAACGGUCAGCCUCAGUCCCAUGUUCUCGAUGCCAUAGGAGAGGUGAAAGUCAACAACUUCAGCGCUGCACAGCUGACGGAUGCCGGCUUCGUUGCCGCCUGGUUCCAGGACAGGCUGAGGCCAUUUUUGUCAGCAGUCUCUAGGGACUUUCUGUCCUGCCUUAGCUCCAAGAACUUCAGUUGCGACACCUACCAAGUUGUGGUGCAGGCUCUCGGUCGUCAGGCAUCACUCAUGGCGGAGGAGCAGAAACGGGCCGUCUUCACUCAAUUCAUCCAGCGCUUCUUGUCGAGAGACGACCUAAAAGAUCCUGCCUGUCUUUCCAAAACUACGAGCAGUGCUGACUGGCUUGAGAAGAACAUUGGCAAUUUCUCCAGCUACGCUGACCUGGAGGAUUUGAAGUCCCUGAAUGGAAAUUUCUCCAGUCUUGCAUCACUGGCACUGCUGACCCCUACCCAAGUAGCUCAACUCACACUGAGCUCUGGAGUACUGAACAACACCAACCAGAUCAGCGCUGUGUUCGACCGACUGGAGGAAGGCGACGCUUUCCAGAACGUGGAGGAGUUUCUGACGGCACUGAGCGCAGCUCCCGAGACUCCCGAUAUCACCCCUGCCGCGAGAGACGUGAUGAUGAACCGAACCUUCAUAAUCAUCAGAUCGAAGAUCCAGGAAUUUGAGGCCUCUGUCUGGGUUACGUGGUUCACUGUGAAGCUCAUCCCCAUCCUCCCCAGUUUCACCCCGGAAAUGCUGGUUACGGUCACAGCUAACAUCAGCUGCACCAACUACCAUGUGAUAGUUAAAGGACUAGGAUCUGUGUUCCACGAAAUGACACUCAUCAGGACGCAGGAGAUAACCAAAGUUCUGGUGGAGCACCUGAAGAAAUUUGCCACCCAAUUUAGCCUUCCAGGUUGCAGACAGAACAUUGCCAGCGAUGCUGAUUGGCUUAAGGCCAACUUGGGCCCAUUCACCACACUGGCCAAUUACUCGGACCUUAAGGAGUUGAACGUCAGCGGGGUGGCAGCUCUGGAAACCCUGUCACCUGAUCAGAAAGCCGAGCUGCUGUUGGAUCCGUCCACCGGUGCUCUUGAAAAUGUGACCGUGGUGAAGGAGGUGUUGAGCAGCAUCCUAAAAUCCCCAGAUGAGAAUCAGCUUGAGAAAUUCUUUGAAAAAUUUGUGGAAGUCAGCAAGGAGGAAAACGUCACCUACAUCACAAACGUGGAAGUCCGAGACACAAUGCUGAACCUGACUUUGACUGCUCUGGCUCCCAAAUUCCCCCUCUUCCAAACGAGUGACUACGAGCUGUGGUUUCAAAUCAAUCUCGUGGUCCUGCUGGCCAGCUUCCGUCCUUCAGUUCUGGUGGUGAUCCCCACCAACCUCACCUGUGACUCUUACAGUGCAAUAUUGAAAGGCCUGGAGACGGCUUUGGCAGUUCUCCCAUCUGGACUUAAAGCGGAGCUCAAGUCCAGUGUAGACCAACUUGUACAGUCACAAGGAGAAGACUGUACGCCUCCUCGCCCCGUCGGUUUCUGCAAUGAAACAUUAGUAGAUGAAAACAGGCUGUGUCAAGAUGUUAACCGUGGUCAACUUGAGGCUCAGCGUCUGUCUGAAAAUUCCUCGGCUGGGCUGUGCGACUUCAACAUCUCUGAUUAUGCCUGCUCUUCGGUUGCAUCAUCUCUGUCCUCUGAUGACAUCUUCACGCUGCUGACUUGCAAGGUGCCAAGUGGCACGAGCACAGAGACGUGGAAGCUUUUCUUCCUGAAAGUGGCAGGAGUUCUGGAGGAUGCUCUGUCAAAGUUCUCCAACAUGACCCUACCCAACGGUCAGCCUCAGUCCCAUGUUCUCGAUGCCAUAGGAGAGGUGAAAGUCAACAACUUCAGCGCUGCACAGCUGACGGAUGCCGGCUUCGUUGCCGCCUGGUUCCAGGACAGGCUGAGGCCAUUUUUGUCAGCAGUCUCUAGGGACUUUCUGUCCUGCCUUAGCUCCAAGAACUUCAGUUGCGACACCUACCAAGUUGUGGUGCAGGCUCUCGGUCGUCAGGCAUCACUCAUGGCGGAGGAGCAGAAACGGGCCGUCUUCACUCAAUUCAUCCAGCGCUUCUUGUCGAGAGACGACCUAAAAGAUCCUGCCUGUCUUUCCAAAACUACGAGCAGUGCUGACUGGCUUGAGAAGAACAUUGGCAAUUUCUCCAGCUACGCUGACCUGGAGGAUUUGAAGUCCCUGAAUGGAAAUUUCUCCAGUCUUGCAUCACUGGCACUGCUGACCCUACCCAAGUAG